Cyclopterus lumpus (lumpfish) is the source of this 6057-nucleotide messenger RNA. Its product is annotated as calmodulin-regulated spectrin-associated protein 1-B-like. Gene Ontology annotation, cellular component: microtubule minus-end. NCBI's taxonomy places the organism in Eukaryota, Metazoa, Chordata, Actinopteri, Perciformes, Cyclopteridae. Gene Ontology annotation, molecular function: spectrin binding; calmodulin binding; microtubule minus-end binding. The transcript is spliced from 19 exons. The record is from RefSeq and is a predicted model, not a curated record. Gene Ontology annotation, biological process: cytoplasmic microtubule organization; negative regulation of microtubule depolymerization; neuron projection development. Bases 79 to 4875 code for a protein of 1598 amino acids.
AGCCAGCAUAUCGGCGGUUUAGCCACACGUCUCGAAACACAAACGCUGCAGAGAGCAACCCAAAUGCACUCCUAAAGGAUGGACGUGGAGGUGAGUGCUGGCAGGGACAGCACCUGGAGGAGGGCAGCGGCAGCGGCAGCAGCAGAUGAUGCGGGUGGAGGAGGCAUGGAGGCUCAGGUCGUACCGCUGGAGCUCUACGACUCUGCAAGAGCCAAAAUAGACGCAAAUCUCCGCUGGUUGUUUGCCAAAGCUUAUGGUAUAGAUCACAUCCCUGCAGACCUGCGGAACCCCUUCUAUACCGACCAGUAUGAGCAGGAGCACAUCAAGCCGCCCAUCAUCCGCCAGCUGCUGUCUGGAGAGCUCUACUGCCGGGUGUGUGGGCUCAUCCUGCACGCCGAGCAGGCCGCCUCACUCCAAAGCCACCAGUCUGUCAUCCAGGCCCUGUCCAGGAAGGGCAUCUAUGUCCUGGAGACGGACAACACACCCGUCUCUGAUCUGGACCUCAGCUCGACUUCUAUCAAGAUGAGCUCCCACAUCCACCUUAUUGAUGCCCUGAUGAUGGCCUACAUCGUGGAGAUGAUCAGCAUAGAGAAGGUGGUGUCCAGUGUCAAGCGUUUUUCGACCUUCAGUGCCUCCAAGGACUUGCCUUUUGACCUGGAAGACGCAAUGGUCUUUUGGAUCAACAGGGUGAACAUAAAGAUGAGGGAGAUCAUGGAAAAAGAGCUGAAAAUGAAGCAACAUUUGCUGGAUUCACCGGGUCACCAGAAGGUGCGUUACCGCAGAGAUCACAUGUCAGGUCGAGCACUUCAGCACUUCCCUCUGUUGGACGACCUAAUGAAGGAUGUGUGUGACGGCACAGCUCUGCUGGCUGUGAUCCACUUCUAUUGCCCAGAACUCAUUCGACUGGAAGAUAUCUGUCUGAAGGAGGUCCCCUCCAUAGCAGACACAAUGUACAACAUCCAGCUACUACAAGAGUUUUCUCAUGAAUACCUGAACAAGUGCUUCUAUCUGAAGCCCGAGGACAUGUUGUAUUCUCCACCAGUACUAAAGAAUAACGUGAUGGUCUUCAUUGCUGAGCUCUUCUGGUGGUUUGAGAUCGGGAAGCCAGAUUUUGUGCAGCCCAGGGACCUUCAUGAAAUCAGAGAUGUGAGAUUGCUGCUGCAGCCCAAGACUUCCAGAUCCCAUAUUCCCAUCUCCAACGUCACCAAACGUAGUUUCAUGACAUCAUCAAACUCUGCAGACAUCUUGACCACGUCCCCGAGUCCCGACCUCAGCAGUAAACCAGUUUCCCUAAGCACAGCUCAAUCUUUACUGCCGCUGAGACAGAGACAACAGAAAGUGGCUGAGGAGAGCGCUUCAGGGCUGAGAAAUAGGUCAGACUCUCUGACAUGUGAUGGACAGCAUCAGGGCUCAAUACUGGCCUGGCCAGAGAGGAGGCAGAGGCCUUUAUCCCAGCCAGUGCCCUACGCCCUGGAGGACGACGCAGACAGUAUUAGCCUCGCUCGCUCCAUCAGCAAAGACAGCCUGGCCUCCAAUAUAAUGAGCAUUACCCCCAAACACAUGCCGGGUGCUCAACUGCCUCAACACAGGCUAAGUGGACAAAGCCUGCUUAGUCACAUGCGCAUAGAGGAUGAGGAAGAGGAAAUAGAAGAGGAGGAACUUGUUGCUGUAAUCCACCCUUCUGCUUUUUCUCGAUGUCGACUUGGGAGUGACAUGGAGCAGGAUGAGCUGGAAAUCCCAAGUGCACCGUCCACCUCCAGGGUUUCCAAUACUCGUUGUUCUCCCCGCCUUGAUGUGGGUCCCUUUCCUCCGGACCACCGGGCCGACAGCUAUUAUCUGGAGCCUUUGAUGCCUGCCAUCUCUAAGCCAGCCAAAGAGAAGAGCAUCAGCCUGAACAAGGAGGAGGAGAGUGGCGAGAGUCGCUGUAAAGCCAAAGCAGCCAUUAUUGUUCCAAGCACCUCACUGAGGAAAGCCCCUCAGUUAAACAAAAGUACCUUUACGCCUAUACCUGUGGCUGAAUCAGUCCCUAGCUCUCUCAGGCCACCUACAGAGGGGUCAUCAGGCAUCGCUCAGCCUGAGGAGAAGCAGUCCUCAGGCUUCUUCCUUCAUUUGUCGGGAGAGGCAGAAACUCCUUCCUCCACUGAGCUUGAAAUAGGGCAUGACUCUGACUCUGACAUUGCAGACCUCGAGGAAGACAAUGAGGAGGACGAGCAGAUGGCGCUGACUAAAGAAGUCCUGAGGAGAGGAAAGGGACAAUUCUUAGAGGGAGAGGGGUGUGAAUUUGGUGAGGGUGAGUCAGCCAAAUUGAGAGAAGACUUAAAGGUUAGUGAGCGGGACGAUAAGGAAGGUGGCAGUGGACGCUCAAGCCCUUGCCUCAGCACCAUAUCGUGGGCGAGCAGCUGCAGCGCUUCAUGCAGCACCAGUGUCAAGAUGACCAGCUUUGCAGAGAGAAAGCUCCUUAAACUUGGCCUCCGUGAUGGAUUCUCAAGCACCAGCAGUUCUCAGAAGACCACACCAGAUGGUUCUGAGGUUGCCCCCUGCUCCCCCUGGCAAGUGAGGAGUGACAGCACCUCUGGCUGGCUAGGAAAGGAGCCUAGUUCUGUUUUGGGGAAGAAUUUGGUGGCGAGCCCCCCAGUAGUGCCUUCAGAGCUGCUGCAACUUCACAUGCAACUCGAAGAGCAAAGACGAGCCAUUGAGUAUCAGAAGAAGAAGAUGGAGACCCUAUCGGCACGGCAGCGACUAAAGCUGGGGAAAGCUGCCUUCUUGAACAUCGUGAAGAAGGGUGGAGGGAAGAGUGAAACACUUCCCCUGCCUCUGAAACACUCAAAGCAAUUCUCAGAGCUAACUGACAGGUGUAAAAUAAAGACCCAGUCAUGUAGGGAUGACUCCUGUCUUGAUGCUCUGAAGGUGCAGGCAAAGGCAGGUCAAACAGAGGGAGGCCAGAUGAACAGGAACAACAAGCUGUCCCAGGACAAUGGGGCUGAACCGGACUUGAACGAGUGUUCCCACUCCAUAGAUCUUCUCAAUGAUGCUAUUAGUUCCAUCCAGCAGCAGAUGAUGCAGCUUUCUUUUCAGCAAGACCUGCUGAUGAAGCGGGUGGUGUCACCUCCAGAGCUGCCUAUGAAGCGGGUGGUAUCACCUCCAGAGCUGCCUAUGAAGCGGGUGGUGUCACCUCCAGAGCUGCCUAUGAAGCAGGUGGCGUCAUCCCAUGAACCUCCGAUGAAGCGCGUGGUGUCGCCUCCAGAAUGUGUUGAAUCAAGCCCCAGCACAACAACACAAUCAACAUCUUGUACCUCAGACCCCAGAUCGUUUGCAGUUCACUUUGUAGAUAUCAAUGGCAGCAACGUUGCCUCGGCUCGACGUCCUCCCAAGCUUAGCUCCAGCCAACGCGGCAAGGCCUUGGAGCUAAAACAGAGUAAAGAGAACAGCAAGAUGGCUUCACUCAAAUCAUAUUCUCAAUCCCUGGAGGGCAGAGAAAAUGCUGGUAGACUCCAGGACAGUGUUGUUGAGAGCUCCAGACCAGAGAAAAGCAUUCAGAGAAACUCCACCUUCAGAGUCCGCGAUGACCCCGACCAACGCAGCAGCGAUGGAGAGGGAACCGAGUGCUUCUUGGACAAUACUUUGUUGUCUCCCUCACAGGCUGCGGAACACAAGAACAAAAUUGCCAACUCAGGGAGAGAUGCUGUGGGUGGAGAUGAGAAUACAAGGGUCCAGAGUGAAGUGAUCGAGGUGGACCUAUCAGAGCGCAAGGAUCCACUGGUGGAUGGCAGUGCGGACGUUACAGACUGCACGGCAGAAGGCGAGCAGAAGAAUGUGAUAGGUUACUUCUUCAAGGACGAGGAGAAAGCAGAGGAGAAAGCGGAGGAUGAAAUGGCGAAACGUCGCGCCGCCUUCCUCCUCAAGCAGCAACGCAAAGCUGAAGAGGCGAGACUACGCAAGCAGAACCAAGAAGUGGAAAGUGAGGUCAAACGGGAUGAGAUCAGGCGCAAGGCAGAAGAGGACCGUGUUCGCAAAGAGGAAGAGAAGGCGAGACGAGAGAUAAUUAAGCAGGAAUACCUGCAGAGGAAGCAGGAAGCGCUGAUGGAGGAGCAAGGUCUCGUCAAGCCUCGCCCACGCACUAAAUCACGCAGGAGCAGACCUAAAUCACUUCACCGUGUAGAGUCCAACAGCCUCUCCAAAGGAUCAACCACACGUGAUUCUCUGAAGAAGUCCAUGUUGAUCAAAGCCCAGGGCUCAGCAGCAGGCUGCAGGGCAGCUGAUCUGAGCUGCAGUCAUCGAGGAUCAACGCUCUCUUUGGCAACUGAGGCAGACAGCGUCAUCUCUGGGGGGGCGGAGUCUCAGAGGGCUGGAUCUGUGUGCUCCAUGGAGUCGUUCCCCAUGCUGAGCAGGGCGUCGAGCAGGAACCUGGAGAGGGACUGGGAGAACGGCUCUAUAGCCUCUUCCAUCACUUCAACCGAGUACAACGGUCCUAAACUCUUCAAGGAGCCGAGCUCCAAGUCCAACAAGCCAAUCAUCAUCAAUGCCAUUGCUCACUGCUGUCUGGCUGGAAAGGUUAAUGAGACCCAGAAGAAUGUUAUUCUGGAGGAGCUGGAAAAGUGCGAGUCCAAUCACCUGAUCAUCCUCUUCCGUGACGGCGGGUGCCAGUUCCGGGCCAUUUACUCGUACUCCCCGGACACAGAGGAGAUCAUCAAGUUCACGGGCACAGGGCCGCGCUCCAUCGGCCGGAAGAUGAUCGACAAGCUCUACAAAUACAGCUCGGACCGCAAGCAGUUCAACGUCGUCCCCGCCAAGUCGGUGUCGGUCAGCGUGGACGCCCUGACCAUCCACAAUCAGCUGUGGCAUGUCAAGAGACCUGGGAGUGCACGGAGGAAGUGAGAAAGAGGACACUCGGUGUAGUUUUCUGUUCUAUCUACUACUGUUGGGCAGGACCCAAUAAUGUCUGAGGUGAUGGACAUGUGAUCAUGUGACUAACGUGUCUGACAAGGUGGUUAGAUGUUCUAAAUAAUGAAGACGUCAGUCUGAAUGUUUUUUUUUUUCUUCUUUCUUUUGUCUCUUUAGCUUUUUAUUUUGCAUGUCACACUAUUUAUUUGGGGGUACGUCCUUCAAAGAUUUGGCACUAUGGAUGACGCACUGAUUCUUAUGUAGCAGUGAAGAGGAUAUGGACCCUCAAGUUGAAUACCACUGAAUCUACUUAACAGUAGCAAGCCUACUACUGAUACCAAGUGCAACUACAGGCAGUGGUGGACAUUUACUUCAAAAAUGAUAUUUCAGCUUGGCAAAAAUACCCGACUGCUGUGAUUAAUCCAGGCUCCCCUAUUAUUCACCAGUAACUCCUACUGGUCAGUGCUUUUUGAAGAUGGAACUAACUUUUUUUUAUGUGAGGAUGGAAUGGAUUUUAGUGAGUGGUAAUGUCCAGUGUUGUUUUCUAUUCAGUGUGUUUGUGGGAAGCGCGUGAGUCUUUAGUGUUAAGGGAGGGGAGAGCUGAAUGCACCGCUUGUGCAUCCUGCUCUGAAUGUCUUCUCUCACUUGCUCUAUUCUGCUUUUUAAAAAAGGGAAACAGAACUACGGAGCCAAGCGACAUUUGUUAUUUGUUUUGUCGUUUGGGAGCUUUGUGCCGCUGAUACAGAGAUAGAAGAGAAAUAAAGUUUUACGGAAAGGGUGAAUUGUGCUAGUAUUCCAAACAGGAAGCGCUUUUCAGACUCAGUGCAUUAUACCUUUCAGUAGUGCAUUAUAUUGUAUUAACUUCAUAAUUAUAUUCCCCGUAAGAGCCAACUGAGAUCCCUGACUGGCACAUGUUGCUGAACCAAAAUGGACUGAGCUAUGCCACCGAGCUGUUUGCUGCUCAUUAACCGAUCACUAGAUUCUAGUGAGACGUUUGAUUUUAAUGUAGCUGCUGGCGCUCAACACUAGUAAUUUCCCUGUAAUAACUGGGUCAGCAGCUGGUGUAAUGUAGGGAGAACUGCACAAUACUUGAUAUUUGUUUUGCUGCAUUUUGUACAUUUUUGAGUAGUAUUUUCUUUUUUUUGGUACGUUACGUACAAGUUAUGUUUACUUAAA